CUUUGAAGGAACUUCAAAUUGAAUACAAUUUCUUUGAAGUUCUGGUACAUAUUUCUGCAAUAAUUCAAACGAAAAAGAUUUGAAGGUUAAGUCUCGUGUUUUUGUGAGAGAGAUUUUAAAAUGGUUAUGUGCUUUGCUCCUGACUGCAACCACUAUAGUGAGAGGAAAAUAUGUUCCUUCUUUCGUUUCCCAAAAGAUCCAAAUUUACACCGAAAAUGGGUUUCACUAAUCAGGUUUGAAAUUUCUUUAUUUAAUGACUGGUAGUGUUGUUAAUGGUUUUAUUUAUUUCAGACGGGAGGACAGAAGUCCGACACAAUGGUCACUGAUUUGUUCAUGCCAUUUUAUAAAUGGUGACAAGAACAAUUUGCCAAGCUUAUUCAAGCACAACGAGAAAAAGCUCUUCACGUUUCAGUCUCCAGAAAGAAAAAAGAGAAGAAAUCUCUCCGAAACCAAGGAAUCUCAAGAAGGAAGUGGAGAAGUAGAAGUUACAUCCUCUAUAACAGAGGAUACUAAUAAGGAUAAUGAUAAUUCAACGGUAUGUGAGGAACUGGUUUCAGUCACUGAAACGGGUGAUCGAAAUGAGAAAUAUUUUACUGAUAGUUCACCAGUAUGUGUUGACCCUUCCUUACCAGGGCCAUCUAAUGCAGGUGCAAGUGUUUCUACUGAGACUCAGCAAGGAAAAAUGCCAACAUUUUCAGGACUGCAAGAAGCAGAACUGUAUUUUUUGAAAAAGGAAAAUGAAACACUUAAGAGACAACUGCAGAAUCUCUCAAACAGGUUUUCUUUUGAAGUUAUAAAGGAUGAUAACAAACUUGUGAAUAUGUACACUGGAUUGCCUACAGUGUAUAUAUUUGAUUGUCUGUAUGAUUUGUUCGAAAAUUUGACGUUGAAUUAUACCCAAGGGUGGACAGUAGGUAUCAUACCAAAAAAAGAUCAGCUACUAUUAACUUUAAUGAAACUGAGAUUAAACUUACUCCAUAAUGAUUUGGCCUGUAGGUUUAAUUGCAGCCAAGCAACUGUUUCAAAUAUAAUAUCAACAUGGGUUUAUGCUCUCCAUGAAAUUAUAUUUCUACAACUAAUGGGCAGUAUACCUUCCAGAAUCAAGAACAAGCAGUGUAUGACAGCGUGUUUCAGUACAUUUACUAAUUGUCGGAUUGUACUAGACUGCACCGAAGUCAAGUGCAUAAAGCCUUCUUCCUUAGAGAAGCAAAAGUCCACAUACAGUUCUUAUAAACAUCAAAACACUGUAAAGGGUUUAAUUGGUGUUGCUCCAAAUGGUGUGAUAACCUUUGUAAGUGACUUAUGUAUAUGCAGGAUCGACGUCAGAUAA
This is a messenger RNA of Coccinella septempunctata (seven-spotted ladybird), 1330 nucleotides long. RefSeq lists its product as uncharacterized. The transcript has 2 exons. NCBI's taxonomy places the organism in Eukaryota, Metazoa, Arthropoda, Insecta, Coleoptera, Coccinellidae. Bases 254 to 1330 code for a protein of 358 amino acids. The record is from RefSeq and is a predicted model, not a curated record.